CCUAAUAUAUAACGAACUUCAACCCGUCAUUGAGUCUUUUCGCUUUGUUGAGUCUCGCCUAGGGUUUCUGCUGCUAUCUCUCACCGCCGUCCGCCAUGGCCAAGAGAACCAAGAAGGUUGGGAUUGUCGGCAAAUAUGGAACCCGUUAUGGUGCCAGUCUGAGGAAACAAAUCAAGAAGAUGGAAGUUAGCCAGCACAGAAAGUACUUCUGUGAGUUCUGUGGCAAGGAUGCUGUGAAGAGAAAGGCUGUGGGAAUCUGGGGGUGCAAGGACUGUGGCAAGGUUAAAGCAGGAGGUGCCUACACCAUGAAUACCGCAAGUGCUGUGACUGUGAGGAGUACCAUCCGCAGAUUGAGGGAGCAGACCGAGAGCUAGAUGUGUUGGAAGCUAGUAGUCUUUUCCAGAUUUUCAAGUUUUGUUACUUGUCAACAAUGUAUCUUCCAUUUCCGGUUGAUUUACUUUGGAACCUUGUAGGACCUAAUGUAGCAGAGGUUAUGUUAUUUGAUUAAAGAUUUUGUCCUUGUAUCUCAUGUGAUACCUUUCUGCAUUUAGAAGCUAGCUUUCAGCAGAGUUUCUAUGCUAGACUCUUCCUGCUACUAGUAUUAGCCUAGGUAAACGUUCAAUGUACAAUGGUUGCAAUGUCUGUCUGAUUGUAAUCUGUUAAGAGUUUGACAACUCUGCCGGCAACUUUUUACGGCUUAGAUUCGUCACUCGUUCUCAUAUGUUUACUGCUCUUCGAUUUUCUAAAAAACAUAUGGCAUCAAAGAAAUAUGGCACACUAAAGUCGUUUUAGC
This is a messenger RNA of Linum tenue, 793 nucleotides long. Lineage: Eukaryota; Viridiplantae; Streptophyta; Magnoliopsida; Malpighiales; Linaceae. The record is from the annotation of a GenBank genome assembly.